ACAAUAUGACCACAGUAAAUGUGCUCAGCUGACCUACGUUGACCUGCUCGGCGGGACAAUGCUUUACCAGGAAAUUUGGUACGGUGAUUUCCCACUUCCUAUUUCAGUUCCUUACCAGGUCAUCCUGCCUAGUCAAUAUACAAAGAUAUUUGGUAUAGAUCGUGAAAUGUCCUUAAAAUCGGUACCAAAAAGAAUAACGUAGGAAAAGAGUUCAUCUUGGAAAUUCGGCUGUUCUUCCAAAUUUAAUAUGAUGAUGCUGCGCCAUACGCGAACAGAAAUCAAAUCUUGACAAUUACAAGGCGUUUUCAUCGGGAUUUGAAGGGAGCCACACCGUCGUGUUGAAGUACGUGAACAUGUAGCUUCUCAGUACUGCAGUAUUUUGUAAAGAUGACUGUUUGAGGGAACACCGGAGGACAGCCGGUGGAGUCUGCGCGAUCCGAAUGAGCGGGAAAUACAAACUGCUUGACAGCUCAGUGUAACACGUGGAUUUGUCUACAACAGGCGGCUGAGAGUGAUGGAGGCAGACGAUCGGACACUCCACUAUGCAGUGCCCCUACAACCCUGACCUUGGUACAAGGUACUGUAGUUUGGUGGAGACGUACUUCAAUACAGACCGAAGGAGUGAGGAUUCCUGCCAAGCCUUUGGAGUUCCCAACCCCAAUACGGUAGGGGUUGCAGUCAGCAGAAAGGAUGUUGAGAACACUUCUACAAUGGGCCACUGUGAGCUGUCUCCCUAACUCAUUCAUCCCAAAUCAUGUCAUCAAAAGGCAUCAAGGAAGGGCUGUUUCACUCCAGCAAAACGGAUCCCUCCAGGAAGUCAGAAGCAAGGUGUGAGGAGAGAGAUGAGGGCGUCCUCGUCCCAGAGCUCUGUGAUGUAUAACGGAUGAUGUGGCCAAAACUGCAUGCCUGGAGGGCUUUUGGCCACCAAGUCACACACUAUGGCUCACGGGACCCUCAGCGUUUCAAUCUCAGCAACUGGAACACUGGCUGAAGUGGUGAUCCUGAUGAUGGGCUGCAGAAACAGAUGUACACAUGAUGACCUCCACAUUGCCACGAUGUCAUCACAAAUGGCUUCCAGAAAACUCCGUGAAGAUGCAGCGGUCCCAGUCCCUCCCCCACCUACAAACCCUGCAGCCUCGCUUUUCCUCCACACCGAAAGGGGACAAGCUGGUCUACUCGGGAGACCUCGCCUGUCUGUCGUUCGUGGACGGGGAGGAGUCGGUAGGCCUGAACCACUUCACCUUCUUCGAUGACGAAAUGAGAGAGACUAUCCAAAAUAAAGAGCAGCAGGUGAUAUACAACGUUGUACCCCGCCAUGCGGAUGAGAGUGAAACUGCAGAUGCAGGUGAUGACGCGGAUUUCGUGGACGUGGACACGACUUCGUCCUCAGAGUCAGACGUGACACAUAUUCAUGAAUAUUUGCAGGACGUUUGGUUCCGAGCUCACAAGGACGUUCAAGUCGGUAAUCUUUGUACAGCAGCGCUGGGUAUCGUUGCGAGAACGCCCGAAGUCGGACUGCAUUACGUUUGCGCUCCGGUGGUGUCGCGCAGGCAUUACCAAUACAUACCGCUAGAGGGCGUGCCCAAGGUUUACCGUCGGGACGAAGACGACCAUGAAGUGCCCGUGGUUCUGUGCGAGAAACGUGAGAAAACAGAGCCAAGUCUCCUCUGUCAGCCGACAACAAGCCUUCCUCUUGACUGCAGAGAAGUUGCCUUUUCAAGCUCCACUUUUACCAGCGAUAAGCCUUCCGAGUUCCUGUUUGUUUCUAGAGACGAAGCGCUGAGACCGCGGCUCAGAACUUUCUCCCCGGCCGCCCUGAGCGACUGCGACAAGCAAGGCGCCUAUUCCGAGAGGGGAACGUCUUUUUACGCCAACAAGUUGCUCCUGUCCUCGUUCAUCUCCGACUUGCCGAACGUCCGCGGGAGCUCGGUGAUCAACAAGCUGAAGAAGACGGCGGCAGAAGUGAACACGUUCUCCCUGGAGGCCUGUAGCCAGGAGCUGCUCCAUCCCGAGCAGUGGCUGAUCGAGACGCUGAAGCACAACUCCGACCUUCCCGCCGAGUUACUCAGGACCAACCUCGGCCAGCAGAGGAACCCUUCGGUGACGGUGUACGCCGUGGUGCUGGAGAUCCACUCCGCCCGGAAGCCGUGUGCGGACUGUGUGGACCACUUCCGGUUCCUCUGCACCGACGACUCUGCCAACAACGUGGUGAGGGAACAGUUCACGCAGGCGCUGCGGAGGUACAGGUUCGCUGUCCGUGAUGACAGAGUGCCCAUCUAUGUCCGGGUGUCCUACACACUCAACCGGUUUGGGACAGAGAUCGCCCGCCAGUACCCGUACCAGACUCGUUCCCUGGACCUGCGCGGCCUGCGGGAGGGAGCCAUCCUGGCCCACCACUUCGUCAGCGCCAAACAGCUGACACACUGUCCGUUUAGGGACUGCAGACAUGAGUUUGACAGCAGGUUUUAUGUAAAAGUGGAGCAGAUCGUCAAGUCACUCAUCCUUCCGGAGAACUACCAUGACGGAGACGAGGAGACGGUUCACCGUGAGCUGUUCACGUUCCGCGCCCCUGACCCGGUGCUGACCAUGCUGGACCACACCUGCCGGACAGAGAGGCUGACCCGGGCCGUCAGCUUCACCUCCUGUAGCGUGUGUGGCGCCUUCAGGGUCAUCAGCGGCAUGCUGUACCCGGGAUCACUCAAACUGGAGUACAUCAGAUACAACUCCUACAAGUUGGCUGAAGACGACCUGGCCACGCCUGGUGCCACACCCGUGACCACACCCGUGACCACGCCCCUGGCCACGCCCAAGUCGCUGAGCGUCGUGGACGGUCCCAUCCCCGAGCUGGAGGAAUCCUCCGCUCACAUGGAGAACUCCAGCUUCACAGACUCCAUGUUGUCUGUCAGCGAGGAGUCUCCUCUGGAAGGAUGAGACCAAACCAGGGGAGGGGUAGGAUGUGUCAGGAGAGGCGAGGAGAUUAGGGAAGACUCGCAAUUAUCUUUACAUAAUCAAAAAUUCAAAAGAAUUUUGCACCAGGCUGCUGACAAAAAUGUCAUCUGAAUUUUUAACUCGUACAUUUAACUUGAUGUAAAAAUCAAACUUCACAAGUUUAUAUUCAUGUCACUUCGAUCGUUUAGAAUUACCUUGCAUCACAGGUCAUCCUUUUUAGAAAUUUAAGAUACUGACUGAUAGCGUAGCUUUAUAGCAAUUUGUUGCUUUAUAGCAACUCUGUUGCAAAUAAAACAUAAUAUAGCUGUGUAUCCUGCAAUAGAACAAUAACUGAUAUGCUAGAUAUAGCACAACAAGGUGUUAUCAGGUUCAGGCGUCUCUAGAACAAGUUGCAUUGGCUGAAUCUGCGAAAUAAAGGAGAA
Messenger RNA from Branchiostoma belcheri (Belcher's lancelet), 3371 nucleotides. RefSeq lists its product as uncharacterized. The transcript is spliced from 12 exons. The record is from RefSeq and is a predicted model, not a curated record. NCBI's taxonomy places the organism in Eukaryota, Metazoa, Chordata, Leptocardii, Amphioxiformes, Branchiostomatidae. The coding region runs from base 1033 to 2931 and encodes 632 amino acids.